This is a messenger RNA of Prunus persica (peach), 676 nucleotides long. RefSeq lists its product as uncharacterized. The transcript is spliced from 2 exons. The record is from RefSeq and is a predicted model, not a curated record. NCBI's taxonomy places the organism in Eukaryota, Viridiplantae, Streptophyta, Magnoliopsida, Rosales, Rosaceae. The coding region runs from base 65 to 466 and encodes 133 amino acids.
CCGGCCACGUUUUGGCCGGCCGUGCUCUCCUCCGGCCACCAAUGACGACGGGACCGGUACCAAAAUGACCGGGCCAUCGUCCUCUUCCUACCCCAGCCACCUCCCGCCUCCAGCCGCCGCGGUUUCGCCGGAAUUUGGAGAAGAAGCGGCCGACGUCGCCGGAUCUUCACAGUCGCCGAUCUCCCUCCUCCGGCCACCAAUUCCGUCGACCCAGAUAUGCUAUUGUGUUGAGGGCUGUGGUUUUGCUGAGCACGCUUGUGCUUGCAAUAUCAACUCAAGAUGGUAUCAAUCCUUCUUUAUAGCAAUGUGGUUCAAAAUGCCAAGACUCUUGAUCAAGUUGAUGAUGUCUCUGAUAACUCCAAUACGAAUAAUCAUGUGGUUUCAAAUGGCCAUCUUCUUCUUUGUGGUGUACGAAUAUGUACGAGAAAGUGCAUCUCGAACGCAAUGUAUCUUGGCAUGUGCAUGAUUAAAUGCAAGUUUGAGCCUUCAGAUGUUAUGUAUAACUCCAUCGCAACCACUUCUUCUUCUGGUAAUAUGGGAUUAUUGAUUUCACCUUACUCUCUUUAAUUACCCUCUCUCUCUCUCUGUUAUUUUUGUUUUUUGGGGUCAAAUUAUGUCUUGUAUAUGUAAUGAUUAAGAUUUCAAAGAAUAAUAAAAUUUUCCCAACUACUACUGA